CGAUGUUCUCUUUAUAACAAAUAUUGACGGGGGCCAAAAUUCGAAAGUGUACCCUGCUACCUAACUUAUACCCAGAGUAACUUCCCUUCAAUAUUCCAAAAUGGCGACUAACAUAACUGGACGAACGGGGCAUUUCGAAGUUUAUAUACGCCAGCAGUGGUGUAAGGUGACAGUAACGUUGAACGAUGAAUCUUUAACCUUAUCCCUCGAUGAACCACCAGAAAAUAUGUCCACAUCUUCUACAAACAACGAUAUAUCCGCUCAGACUACGAACAUUUCAACAAAUCAUCAAGAAGUCGCUCAUGUUCCCGACAAUAUACCUGGUCAAAAACGCACUGUCAAGGUUAUAAAAGAAGAAACUUAUGGGUUAGGUAUAAGUAUUAAAGGUGGAAGAGAGAAUAAAAUGCCCAUUUUGAUCAGUAAGAUAUUUAAAGGCAUGGCAGCUGAUAAAACUGGACAGUUGUAUGUUGGCGAUGCAAUCCUCGCUGUGAAUGGGGAAGAUCUCUGUAAUGCAACACAUGAUGAGGCUGUCAGGGCAUUGAAGAAUGCAGGAAAAGUGGUUGAAGUUGAAGUUCGAUACCUGCGAGAAGUUACACCAUACUUUCGAAAGAACUCUGCUUUGAAUGAAAUAGGCUGGGGAAGCCAUGAAACCCCACAAGAUGGUGUGAAAAGCAGCUGGUCUGAGAGCAAAACAAUACCAUUAAAACUUUGUUAUCUGUGUCGAAAUCUAAGUAUGUGUGACCCAGAAAAGAGGACACUGGAACUUCACUCCCCUGAUGGGAAAAGCUCGUGUACUUUACGUUUUCCUGAUGUUUCAACAGCUAAUGAAUGGUUCAAUGCCCUUCAUGCUAAUGUAACUAUGUUAACCUCUCAGUCUGUACAAGAUGCUAAUACUAUUAUGAUUUCUGCACCAAAUCAGCGCGAGAUUACACAUAUGGGGUGGCUCUCAGAACAGUUAUUGAAUGAUCAGGGAACACCUAAUUGGAAGCCAGUAUUUAUAGCGUUAACAGACAAAGACAUGUUGAUGUAUGACACAGUGCCAUGGAGUAAGGAGGAGUGGGCAACUCCAUUCCAAAGUCAUCCAUUACUUGCAACAAGGUUGGUACAUUCUGGUCACCAAACAACCUCAGCAGCAGGUGCUGAUGUUCUCUCAUUUGGGACACGCUCGGGAACCAGAAAUGGAGUUGAGAUGCACAUAUUUCGUGUUGAAACACAAAGGGAUCUUGCUCACUGGUCUCGUGCUCUUGUACAAGGAUCACACGGAGCAGCUGCUCUUGUCAAGGAAGUGACUUGUCCUGCGAGUUGGCAAAACCACAAAGGUAAACUGACGUUACACUUUGAGAAUGGAUUUGCUCUACAUGCCUUAAAACCUGCUACAGAGGGAGACAAACCAAAGCUGCUGUGGUAUUUUCCGUUUGAGAAGUUACGUAUGUCUGCUGAUGAUGGACAUAGACUGCUGUGGUUAGAUUUUGGGGAGGAGGGAGAACAGGAGUUAGAUUUAGAGUCUUGUCCAAAACCUCUCGUUUUUGUGCUUCAUACAUUUCUUUCUGCAAAAGUGAGUCGUCUUGGACUGGUUGCUUGAACAUUGCCCCUUGGAGCCCUGAGAUUUGAGACCAGCGGAGCCUUGGAGUCCGCCCAAAGAAUCUUGUUCCAGUAGCCUUGUUUCCAUACGUUCAUGUUAAAGAUAUACUUCAUAUUUCUCUGUAAAAGUAUGUCUAUAGGUGCUGCUGUAUAGAUAUUUAAUGAUGAAUUGAUACAACAGAUACUAAACUGCCAUAUAUGUUGGAAGUGUUAAAAAGACUGUUAAACUCGUCUGUUUACAGAGACAUUUGAUGAGAAGUAGAAAUGGGUGUUCUUUCAGUUUAGAAUGGGAUUUAUUUCUGUAGUCUGUUUUACCACUGCAGUGUUAUCAGUUUUGAAAGCAUUUCAAACAAACCAUAUUGUAACUUUAUGAAACACUUCAGAACGACACAUAAUAUAAAAGAAAAUGUUUGAAUUAGGUACGUAUAGAGCAUAUUAUGUUGGUUAUGUAUUCAAUUAAUUUUACAGUAAGUACUCCAUAUAUGUUGCUCAGAUGUUGGUUUUUUUAUAGCAUAAUUUUGAACCUUGUCACGACAGAGGGGACCUUGUUAUUAAUGUCUGCAUAGAAUGACAUUAUUGGAAAAUUUUGUUUUUAGUCUGAUUGUUAAAAUCUGCAUAGUGAUAAGUAAAUAAUUUGGAAAAUGAUUGACAAGCUAUAGUGUCCCAUUUUGUCAGGAUGAAGUUUAUGCCACCGCUAUCACAUCUGUUUAUUGUUGUUGUUUUUUUCUAGUCAUGAUAUUAAUCAAAUACACAGUCAGUAUGGAACAAUAUUCCAAAGAUAUUGACCAAAUUUCCCUAGCUUGGAAAGACAUAGGGAAAAAUACUGUAAUUGAUUGGGUAUAUAUUUGAGGAUUUUUUUUUUUUUUCAUAUUGAUCCUUUUAUUAUUGCUAGUGUACAUUUUAUACAGUUAAUUACUCAAAUUGACCACAUGUUCAUUCAGUGUUUCCAAGUAGAAGCAUAAUAAGUAUCAGAUGAUGAUCAUAUGUAGUGCUUGUACUUAUGUAUUUAUCUAGUAGAUAAUGGAAGAUAUGUCUUUUUGUGACCCCAUUUGAGGCCCCGUGGAACCCAUUACAUUACAACGUGAUGCUGAUUGCAACAUCAGAUGCAGAAGGAGCUGAAGUUUGUGCAGUGUGAUCUUCAUUUAUGUCAAAUACUUUUUUGAGAAAAUGAUGGAGCCCAAAUAUGAAAAUUUGUCCAGCUACUGGUUCCUAGCCAGUAUUUGGAAAAAAAUUAUGUGUUGUUAUAGAGAGGUAUCUGUUAGGAGAGGUUAUACUAUCUGUAAUGAGGUAUUCACCUUCACUGGUGUUGCUAGCAUGGGUUAUAUGGUACAUUAUUAUGGGCAUCUGAUAAUGGCCAGAUUUUGCUGUUGACAGCUACAGUGUAUCAAGAGAUCAUAUGAACAGAGAAAAACACACAGAAAAAAUAGAUACUUGAAACUGAAAGAGUGGAAAGGCUAUUAAAUGAGCGACUUGGUGGAAUGACUUUUCCAAAAAAAAUACACGCAUUACAGUGUUGUUUUUCUUUACCUCACUUAUAGACUUUAUGUAUUAGGUUUUAGUCUUUAUUAGUCUUAAUUAUAUAAAUUGCUCCAAGGUAAUAAACUUAGUUUGGAGACAAUUCUUGGAAUACAGCUUUGCCAUUGGUCAAUUUAAAAAUUUUAUUUAGAAGCAACCAGUCAAUUUAAAAAAUUUAUUUAGAAGCAACCAAUCAGAUAUUAAAGUUUUAGACUGGUCCCCAAAUUCAGGUUUGUAACCUUUGACCCAAAUUUUUAGCUCACCUGAGCCAAAGGCUCAUGUUGAGCUUUUGUGACCGCUCUAUGUCCAUCGUGUAUCGUGUGUCCAUCAACAUUUUCUAAAAAAAUCUUCUUUUUGAAAACCACUGGACAGAAUUACACCAAACUUCAUAGGAAUGACCCUUGGGUGGUCCCCUUUCAGAAUUUUUCAAAGAAUUGAAUUCCAUGCAGAACUCUGGUUGCCAUUGCAACCGAAAGGAAAAACUUUAAAAAUCUUCUUGUCCAAAACUGCAAGGCCUAGAGUCUGGAUAUUUGGUAUGUGACAUCAUUAAUGGUCCUCUAAAAAGAUUGUUCAAAUUUUGCCCCUGGGGUGAAAAGAGGUCCCCCACUGGGGGUCCCAAGUUUUGCAUAGACUUUUAUAGGAAAAUGCUUUAAAAUCUUCUUGUCUAAAACCACAAGACCUAGGCCUUUGAUAUUUGGUAUGUAGCAUUGCCUUGUGGUCCUCUACCAAAAUUGUUCAAGUUAUUACCCUGGGGUGAAAAGAGGCCCUGCCCUGGUGGUUCUCAAGUUUUACAUAGACUUAUAUAGGAAAAAAACUUCUAAAAUCUUCUUGCCUGAAACUGCAAGGCCUAGGCUUUUGAUAUUUGGUGUGUUGCCUUGCCUAGUGUUCCUCUGCCAAAAUUUUUCAAAUUAUGCCCCUGGGAUGAAAAGAGGCCCUGCCCUGGAGGUCCCAAGUUUAACACAGACUUAUAUAGAAAAAAAAAACUUCUUGUCCAAGGCCUUUGAUAUUUGGUGUGUAGCAUUGCCUAGUGGAUCUCUUAUAAGAUUGUUCAAAUUAUACCCCUUAAUAUACAGCCUUGAAAUUUGGAUGACAUGUACAGUUUUGCACACCAAUCUUAAAACUGACUUUCAGUGACCAUGAAUGUGACCUACUGACCUACUUUCUUUAUGUUUUAGCAUCAGUUUGACAUUUGAAACUGGUGGAUCAUAUUACUCAGGUGAGCGAUUCAGGGUCAUCAUGACCGUCUUGUAUAAAAUAAGUGUAAUUAUAAAACCAACUGACCUCAUUACAGUUGUUUGUGACAUUAAAUUCUAUAUAGAAUGGAAGUAUGAAUGGAUUUUGUACAUGUUCACUUGUAGCUGAGAUGUUGGUAAGAAGGAGAGUUAUAUCCCCUGAUAGUUGAUGUCCAUUUUAGAGGUGUGCACUCUUUUUUUUUCUUUACAGGUUAAGCUGAGGGUUGACAUUGUUUGCUCUAGUUCUGAGUGUAUUGCUUGAAAAAAAAGUAAUCUGGUGAUUAUGUAUUUGUAUUAUGUACAUAAGUCUUAAGGAAAUUUCUUUCAGAAAUUUGUAUUAGAUUAUGUUUAUAACAAGAAUGAAAAAAUACACAAUUUAGUUAUGUUGCAGUAAGUCAGAAAGAGAUAAUUCAGCAGAGAUAAUUUUUGUUGUUCAUUUAGUCAACAAACAAAACCGUUCAUUAGCAACAUAGGGCCAUCAUGACCAAUGAUAAAUUCAUGUUAUUUUUACUCUGUUUCCCAGUAAUGUCAAAAUGUUCAAAUCUAUAUGGAUGAGUUUGAGUGAUUGACCUUUAACUGCAUAAUUUUUGUUCUUUCACAGAUUUGUGCUAUAUAAUAUCACACUUUCAAAAUAUUUUACAUAGGAUAGUUUUAUAUGUUCAUGUACAAAUAAAUAUUGUGAAUAGAAAAUAUGUAUUAUAGAGAUAUGUAUACAUACAUAAUCAUGUUGAAAUAGCAACUGUUUAGGUAGUUUUAGAAUGCCCUUGUCUCAGUGAUAAGGGCAUAUAGUGUUAUCCCUGUCCGUCGGUGUGUGUGUUUGGGAAAAUCCUAACUGGCUUUGUUGUACUUGAUGAUAUUACGGAAUAAUUUUGCACGAUUGACCACUACAAGAUGAUUUAUUGCAUGCCAGAAUCAUGUAGACAACUCAAGGUUCAAGGUCACAGUGCAUGUCAAAUUUGCAUUCUUCACAAGAUGCACACUUCUUUGCCUUCACAUCACACUGCCGGGGCAUUCAUGCCUAAUGGACACUUCUGUAGUUUUGCUGUUAACUUGAACCCAUAUCCCUGGACCAUGAUGUAUAUAUAUCACAUUAUAUUUAUUUAUGUUGUUAUCUUUUGUUGUUGUGAUUAUUGUUAACCAAAUUUUACGUCAUAUUUUUGUUUGCAAAGUUCUGUUAAUAAUUUUGUACAAUUUUUUAUAGCUUUUUAGCCAUAUUUGUUCAUGAUACCGUAUUUGGGAUAUUUUGGCACAGUCUGACUUUGGAUGAAUAUUUUACAUUUUGUAUGGUUCUUAGUAAUAUUGGCAAUUUAAUGUAUAUUUUACAGUCAAAUACUACUGUGAAAUAGUGUAAUUUCAUCAGCAAAAUUUCAUGCUUUUGGUCAAAAUGGCAUAUUCAUUGUGGGGACACAAAUUCGUGGAUGUCAGAUUUUGAAUAUAAAGUGACGGGGAAUUUUACUUGUUCCUUGGGAUUAAAUAUCAUGAAUUGACUGAACAAUGAAAAUUUGUCCUCCUGGAAUAAUAAUGAUCUCACAAUACAUCUUGUCUAAUUUUGGUACAUUCAAUUUUGACCCGUCAGUAGUGAAAGCAAGUUAGGUCAAUUAUACAAAGUUGGUAGAUAUUACAAGCAAGUCGGUGAAAUUGUAUUUCCACAAGAUAAUUUAAUGCAUAAAUGUAUAUGGAAUAUAUAUUCAGACUUAUGUGAGCAGUGAUUAUGGAAUGGACCACCUGAUUUAAAUAUUCAAGCUGAAGAUUUUUAUCAUUUAAAGAAAAUCUUGUUUUUGGAUUUUUUGCAAAGGAAAGCUGUUUGCUCUAUACAUCAAAGCAGCAUGUGUCAAAAUUUCAGUCUUUUGUCUUAAAUGGUCAUAGAUCAUUAAGUUGGUCCUUUUAUCAUGAAGGCAUUUAUAUAUGAUUGAAGUUUAUAGUUAGACAUACUCAAUUUCUAAUCAAGAUAAAUAUACUCAGUUUCAUCUUUAUAUUGUAACAUUAUGAGAAAUAAAUGUGGCCAGUAAUACAUUAUGUAUAUAUACGUUUCAUUCAUUAUUUCUGAUGCAAACUGGAUUUCUGUAUCAGGUUGAAAUUACAAAGUUUCACAAACUGCAGAAUUGUUGCAUGAUCCACCUAUUCCUUAAUGUGGGGAUUCAUUGUUUUCUGUUUAAAUGUAAGGUAAUGCCAUUCAUAUAAUACAUCAGUAUAAUGGUGGAAAUAGAUUUUUUUAAAUUUUUCAAAAUAUCUCUUUUACUGAUGAAUUUAUUGCAUUUAUAGACUGGGUAUUUCAACCAGUUUCGGCAUUUUUUUUAAGAUCUCAAGUUGGGCUUUGUUUGUAAAUGACUUGUUUUAAAACUUUAGGGAUUUUUGAGUUAGUCAGCAAACAACAGUUCCAAGAAGUAGCUUUCAGUAUUAUUGAUAGGUCUUAAUUUUACACAGGGGAGCAGUGGUCUGGUGCUUUGAGUGCCGGCUUCUCAUCCUAGGUCAUGGAAUCAGCUCUGCUAGGGUCAUGACCACCUCUUCUCAUAUGGUUCCAGUACUGGCUUUUCCAGGAAGUGGACUCCAGAGUGAUUCAAAUUAGCAUCAAACAGUAACAAUAGAACUUAAGGAAAUUACUAUAAACAGGGAAAAGUACAUUUUCUAACCAAAACAGAAAAAAGACAUUAUAAAGGAUAUCCUAUAGUCCAGAAGUUCUUACUGCCACAUUUAGAGACCUUAAGAAUGAUGUGUAAGUUAUGUCUUGAUUUUGCAAAAUAAAGCCAAAAUUCAUGAAAACCUCUUAAUGGAGCUAGUGGAUCAAACAGUUAUUCUGUACUAGCUUAAAUUUCUUAACAGGUAAUUUACAUUUUUGGAAAUUACUGAUAUGUUGGUGAUACCCGGUAGUAUAGGUUGCUCCAAUAUUUGUGAUAAUGUUAUAUAGAAAUGUGAAAUAAAUAGCUGAAGUGGG
Mercenaria mercenaria is the source of this 7260-nucleotide messenger RNA. Its product is annotated as beta-1-syntrophin-like. The transcript has 6 exons. Gene Ontology annotation, molecular function: structural molecule activity; protein binding. NCBI's taxonomy places the organism in Eukaryota, Metazoa, Mollusca, Bivalvia, Venerida, Veneridae. Gene Ontology annotation, cellular component: dystrophin-associated glycoprotein complex; intracellular anatomical structure. The record is from RefSeq and is a predicted model, not a curated record. The coding region runs from base 101 to 1582 and encodes 493 amino acids.